GUGUUAUUCGCCUCCAUCGCUCAGCCCAUCCGCAGCUAACCAGCUUCCCGGGCCUGGUUGGCUAUCUGGCUCCGUAUCGCGAACAUUUGAUGCGUUAUCACGCCAUAGCACUCCAAUCAGCCUGCCCACCACUAGUGCUGCGUCUAGCUUCGUCUAGAACUCUCCUUCGCUUUAAAACCCUGCAGCCUCCGCGGAAAUACCAUCGCCUCAUACUUCGUCGCAUCAUCGUGAACGCAGACCGCAGACCAUUCUCGCCAUGUUCCCCGACGACAAGAAGCAGCCGGGCCAGCAGCCGGCUGACGUCGAUGAGUUCGAUUCCGAUGGCUACAGUUCGGCGGAGAUCCUGAAUGCUUUGAAGACUGAAGACGAUCAACAUGAGAUCCAGCUCCGAACCAUGUCGUGGCAGAAGGGCGCAUGGCUGCUGUGCGGAGAACAGGUCUGUCUCGCCAUCAUGUCGCAGUCGUGGUCGCUUUCAGUGCUGGGGUGGGUGCCAGGAAUCAUCACUAUGUUGGUCUCGGGGAUUUUGUUCUGGAUUACUUCGACUACUAUGCACAAAUUCAUCAUGAAGCAUCCACAGAUUCGGAAUAUUUGCGACUUUGGAUACUAUGCGUUUGGAAAGAGUCGAGCCGCCUACGUCUUUGGCGGAUUCAUGCUGAUGGCCAACAACGUCCUAUUGAUCGGCUUCCACAUCUUAACGGGCGCCAAGAUCCUUAACACUUUGUCAGAUCAUUCUCUGUGCACGGUUGUCUUCUCAGUGAUCUGCACGAUCAUGGGCGUUGUGCUCUCUGUGCCUAGGACAUUGCGCCAUGUCUCCUUCAUGUCCAUGUUCUCAUCGGCCUGUAUGGGUAUCUCUAUUCUCCUGUUCCUCGUCUUUGCGGGUAUCGAGAAGGCACCACUAUACGGGUACAACGGCAGAUACCCUACAGACGGUCCCGUGCACACCUACGCCUUCCCCCUUCCUGGGACGACCUGGGUCAACUGCAUGAACGCGGUCCUCAAUAUCACCUUCCUCUGGGUGCCUCAGAUUCUCUUCCCGACUUUCAUCUCCGAGAUGGAGCGCCCGCAAGACUUUCCCAAGGCCCUCGCUGUCCUGACGGGUAUCUCGGUAUUCCUGUUUAUUGUCCCCCCAGCCAUCGGUUUCCGGUACCUGGGCCAGUACGCCACCGCGCCGGCAUUCGGCAGCUUAGGGACUGCUGCGUACAAAAAGGCGUCGUUCGGGUUCGUCAUCGCGCCCACGCUCAUUAUCGCCGUCAUCUACGCCAACGUCAGCGCCAAAUUUGUGUUUGGGUACCUGAUGGGUCAGUCGCGACACGCACACAGCAACACGGUGAUUGGCUGGGGGGUGUGGCUUGGCCUGAUGGCGGUGAUCUGGGUCCUGGGUUUCAUUUUCUCGGAAGUCAUUCCUAGUAUGGGAGACUUCUUGUCGCUGCUCGGUGCUGCAUUCGACUCGUUCUUCGGGUUCAUUUUCUUUGCCGUCGCGUACUGGCAGCUUUACCGGGGCAAGUUGUUUGCAGGCGUGGUACGCAGUAUGAUGACGGUGAUUCAUGUCAUCGUGAUGGCGUGUGGGUUGUUCCUGUUGGGCCCGGGCCUGUACGCUGCCGUCGAGGCGAUUAUCGCGGACUAUUCGGGGUCGGUAUCGCCAGCGUUCAGUUGUGCUAAUCUGGCUUUGUGAUGUGUGAUGAUAUAGUUUUGAUUGUCUAAUGAAUGACAGUGCCGUGCACAUACCCCAAAGUACCAUGGAUCAAAUGAUGGUAAUUUCGGCCCGACCAGAGAUUUCAGGUUCCGUGUUUGUACUUUCCCUCAAAAUAUAA
Aspergillus homomorphus CBS 101889 is the source of this 1811-nucleotide messenger RNA. RefSeq lists its product as uncharacterized. The transcript has 5 exons. Gene Ontology annotation, molecular function: amino acid transmembrane transporter activity. Gene Ontology annotation, cellular component: vacuolar membrane. Bases 257 to 1672 code for a protein of 471 amino acids. Gene Ontology annotation, biological process: amino acid transmembrane transport. The record is from RefSeq and is a predicted model, not a curated record. NCBI's taxonomy places the organism in Eukaryota, Fungi, Ascomycota, Eurotiomycetes, Eurotiales, Aspergillaceae.